GCACGUUUUGCGUAUUUGACUUGUGGCGAGAACAAUGGCUCCAUUUUAAGAGACUCGAUCGGAUUCUGAGCUACACACACCGCGGACAGUAAUCCCAUUCCCAUCGAAUUCCUGUCCUUUCACGAACCCUACCUUUGCUUCUUUCCACCAUCUUUCUUUUCAGAUUCUUCCAUCGUCAUCACAAUUCCGCGGAUCUUUGAAAAGAGAACCCCCCCCCCCCCCCCCCCUCCCCCAAAUGAUACUAGCAUGGUAAUAUCGCUAUAAUUUUUGUGUUCUUUCUGAUUAUUUGAUCUUUUUUGGUUUUUUUUAGGGAAUUGGAUGAUUGUGGGUUUUCAAUUCCCGACGAUCUAUCGAAGAUCGAUUAAUCAGUUUACCGUUGGGGGACAUAUCAAACUAAAGAUGGUGAAGCUUACAAUGAUUGCCCGUGUUACUGAUGGUCUUCCUCUAGCAGAGGGACUGGAUGAUGGUCGUGAUAUGCAAGAUGCAGAAUUCUACAAGCAGCAAGUGAAGGCUCUGUUUAAGAACUUAUCAAGAGGUCAAAAUGAGGCUUCAAGAAUGUCUAUCGAGACAGGCCCAUAUGUUUUCCACUAUAUAAUUGAAGGAAGGGUCUGUUAUUUGACUAUGUGUGAUCGUGCUUAUCCAAAGAAACUUGCCUUUCAAUACCUUGAAGACCUGAAGAAUGAAUUUGAACGUGUCAAUGGGGCUCAAAUCGAAACUGCUGCCCGGCCUUAUGCAUUCAUUAAAUUUGAUACAUACAUACAGAAGACCAAGAAAUUGUACCAGGAUACACGCACUCAACGUAAUAUUGCAAAGUUGAAUGAUGAACUUUACGAAGUCCACCAGAUAAUGACUCGCAAUGUUCAGGAAGUUCUUGGUGUUGGCGAAAAGUUAGACCAGGUCAGUCAAAUGUCAAGUAGGUUGACAUCAGAAUCCCGCAUAUAUGCCGACAAGGCGAGAGAUUUGAACCGGCAGGCUUUAAUUCGGAAGUGGGCCCCUGUUGCUAUCGUGUUUGGAGUUGUAUUCCUUCUAUUCUGGUUCAAAUCAAAGAUCUGGUGAUUUCAGUUGCUGUUCCAGUUAAUCUUUUUAACUCAUUUUCAGGCUUCUCUUUGCUUUUAGCUUUUUGGCUUAAUGGGUUCAGAUAUCAGAGACUUGAAACUGGGGUUAGAGGUGACUUCUAGAUUUUACUUAAUGGCUAAGAUUUCAGAAAAAUAGUGUUUUUGGUGGUUACCUUCAAGUGGGGGCGGUGCUGCUUGUACAAGUGUAAGAGCGAUAUUAAACCUAGUAUUCCAGAUUUAGACAAAACAUGUUUAUUCACAUUUUGGUUACCUUUUUCCUCCCAAUAUACAUUUUUUGUUCGUUACACAUUAAAAAAAUACAAUUAUAUUUAUUGUAUUAGUCUA
Molecule: messenger RNA, 1400 nt
Organism: Benincasa hispida (wax gourd)
Lineage: Eukaryota; Viridiplantae; Streptophyta; Magnoliopsida; Cucurbitales; Cucurbitaceae
Product: 25.3 kDa vesicle transport protein SEC22-1
Biological process (GO): retrograde vesicle-mediated transport, Golgi to endoplasmic reticulum; endoplasmic reticulum to Golgi vesicle-mediated transport
Molecular function (GO): SNAP receptor activity
Source: RefSeq, a predicted model, not a curated record